AUUACCCCUCCCUCAUCCGUUCUCGUCAUUCUCGGCCUGCCAUCCCACACAGCACCACACAGAUCUAAAAAUUUAGAGAUCCAUUUGUGCGGGGUUGCCGGCGAUGGUAUCGGCGGUGGCGAUGGUGGCGAGUGGAGCUGACGGCGGUGGCGAUUUGCACCUCCAGAUCUGUUUCCUCGGAAAGCUCCGGCGGCAGUUNUGGGCAACGGUUGGGACGGUGGUGGGGGUUAGGCGACGGUUGGGCAGUGGUGGGGGUUGGGCGACGGUUGGGGCGGUGGGGAUAGGGAUUGGGGUGGUUGUGGUGUUGAGGGUUGCAGAGAUAUUUUGGUGUGGGGGCAGGGGUAUUUUGGACAAUGUAACCCAUUAGUCAACUUCCACUAAAAAUGAGCAAAAGUCAAACCGGGAACUUAAAAUCCGGACGGAGGGAGUAUUUCUUUAGAGUUUUUUUGUGUGUCCAUUUGACUCCCAACUCUUCAACAACUAUGCGGAUUCCCUCGAAACUUUAAAAUUUACACCAAUAACACCUGAACUAUUACAUAUGUGUUUCGUCAAAAGUUUUUUUAUGUCAGAUUUGGAUGUAAGUUAAUUACCCGCUUGUCCAAUACAAAUAUGAAUUCAUC
Cuscuta campestris is the source of this 620-nucleotide messenger RNA. Lineage: Eukaryota; Viridiplantae; Streptophyta; Magnoliopsida; Solanales; Convolvulaceae. The record is from the annotation of a GenBank genome assembly.